Symbiodinium sp. CCMP2592 is the source of this 2517-nucleotide messenger RNA. The record is from the annotation of a GenBank genome assembly. NCBI's taxonomy places the organism in Eukaryota, Dinophyceae, Suessiales, Symbiodiniaceae.
AUGGAAGCUUCCGAAUACCGUUGCAGCGGCUGCGACUGCACGUUGAACCCGAGCAAGUGGGCCCAGAUUGUGGUGCCUGGCUGCCUCCAUGCCUAUCACUUGAGCUGUGCCCUCCAAGCAAGUCAGCCUCGCAAGCUUGGUGCGGAAGCACCCGGUGAAACUUCACCACGAAGAGACUGUGAGCGCUGCACUGAGUUUCUCUCCUCAGAGACCAAUGGCGUGCGUUUGCUGUACAACGAGUGCAGCGAGGAGCUUCAUCGCCGAGACCCAACAGAUAUUGAGUUUGUACGAACCUUUGAGAUAAAGCACGGGCGGGAGCUGCUGCCCCUGCACGAAAUACCGGCCAGCAUCUUGCAGCUGCAAGGCCUGCGCUGUUUAGACUUCUCUGGGCAUCCGCUUGUCCGGGUACCUCCUGAAAUCAAGCUCUUGAAGUCCUUAUCAAGGCUAUGCUUCGUGUCAACGCAGAUCACGGAGUUGCCUGAAGAGCUGUGUGAGCUACAAAACCUGCAGCAGUUUCUGAUGAGUUGCAAUCCAUUGCGGCGCUUACCCGAGAGUCUGUGUAAACUGGUUCGCCUGUGGGACUUCUACUUCGACGGCAACCAGCUUGAGGAGCUGCCACAGCAAUAUCCUCCUUUGGUGAACGGUUUAAAGGUAUCUGGAAACCUGUUACGGCAAAUUCCGGAAGCCGUAGGUGGAUUGCCUGACAUCAAGUGCGUCCGAGCCUAUGCGAACAAGCUGGAGGCCUUACCCGACGGCAUCUGCCAGCUAACUCGGACGACUGAGAUGUCGCUCCAGGGAAACCGCUUGGAGCAACUGCCACGACAAUUUGGCUCGCUGCAGAACCUACAAUACUUGUCACUGCACGACAACUUUCUUCGAGCGCUUCCGGACUCGAUCCUGGAAUUGUCGGAGUUGCGUUGGCUUUACAUCUACAACAACCGGCUGCAAAGCUUGCCACAUGGUCUGACGACAAGGCUUCAGAACCUGGAGCGGCUACUUGUGGAAGCCAAUCCACUGUCAGAGGCCACAGUCGCAGAUCUCGUCCACCAGGGCAGCUACCUGCGUGUGCUGGGUUUGGAUGUCGAGCAAGCGAGCAAGAUUUCAAGCGAGAGCCUCCCGCCUUUUGCGUCCGUGGGAUGGAUGCUUCCCUGGCACAGGCUCUAUGCCAAGUUGCAGCCUGCUUCGCAGCUGAAGAGGCGCCAAGGUGUAGAGGCUGUGCGCGGACAUCUUCCAACGACACCGGCAAACGAUGUCCUCGUGGUUGCUUUUGCUGCCAGUCAGGCAGAGCCAGAAUGGCUUGGAGUAUUGAGCCAAGUCUACUCUGGUGAUGUGUCAAUUGCAGAAGCGGAACUGCAAAUAUCGAUGGACGACAUGGGUAAGUUCUCCAGCAUUUUUCGCAAACUGCAUGGGCAAGACCUUCAGGAAGGCGAAGCAGACAUAGAGCGCCUUGCGUCUGCCUGCUGGCUUUCAGCCCCGGCCGCGCACAGCGGCAUCAGGCAGAAUGGAGAAGUGCUGCAAGACUUCGACGUCUUGACCCUCUGUGAUACAGGGGCGCAGUGGUACACCGAUGUGACCGAAAGGGAGCACCUGGAGCUUGAGCGCAGGCUCAGGGAGUUUGUGCCGAGAUACAAGAGAGUCGUCUUGCUGGGCGUGUCGAUGGGUGGCUUCGGGGCAUUGUCGAACUCUCACCUAGCCACCUCCGUCCUCGUUUUCGGCCCACAGACAGACCUGACGGUGAGCCACUUGCGCCCGGGUUUCAGCCCAGAGGACCUUGUAAGGAUGAGUGACAAUCUUCGAAGCCGAGUGCAACAAGCGCUCAGCCAGGGUGUACACUUUCAGUACCAUGUUGCUGCCGAAGAUCACCUGGCCUACGCCCGCAGGCUUCCCUUGCCUCGAAGUUGCUUCGUAGUUCAUCCAGUCGAAGGCCGCAUUGCUCGGCUCCUGGAACGUGCAGGAAUCCUUUGGCCAGUACUGGUGAGGAGUAUUGCUCGCGAACAGCGGCUUGCUAGAGGAGAAGUUGAAAGACCUGCGGUGGUCUAUGAGGAAGUUCCUGUCGGCACCCUGCACGCCUGGCAGCUCGAAGAAAAGGAGGAGACGGUCCCUUUGGGACUGUGGGGCUACGGCGGAAAGCUUUGCAUCUGUCGCAUUUCUCCACUUCACCUUUGCCAGAUCUGUCGCUUUCCUCCACGUGCCGGGGACUGGUUCUGCAGCACUUGCUUGGCCCACAAUGUGGGAAAGGCAAAAGCAUGCCGCAAGUGCUCCGACAGUAGCCAGGCAGGAGUCGUGGCGAAGGCUUGGCGUAAGGAAGAUCUCCGCCCUUCCGCCAAGAAGCUUGCUCAUCUCCAAAGUUCCAGCACGGUGCCUCCGAGCGGAGAACGGCUUUCCUGGCUUCUUCCGCUCCGAAGCAGGUUCGUCAGGCUGGGAGCCGUGCUGAAGGGAAACGCGGGAUCUUUCCUUGUGAUUCUCAUCGCCUGGCUUCUUGCACAGCUCCUGCAACGGAGGAGAGUGCUGAGGUGA